AUGCAAAGUGCUUCAAACUAUUCAAAGAAGCUGGCUUCUGGUCCAGGAGCAAAUAUCUACCACGAUGAUAGAAUUAGUAGAUUAAGCCAGAGACUAAAUAGUAUUCACAAUGGAUUAGAUAUAGACAGAUCUGCAAAACAUCAUGAUAAGUUAGCAGAGAUGGAAGCUAACAUGAAAAGAUUUGAAGAGGAAAUAAACAGAAAGUACGAUGAAGGAAUGAGAAAGGUUAACGAAUUAAAAAGUACUUUAAUGAGUUUAAAAUCAGAAAAUAGAGAGGUAUAUUCGUCAUACUAUACAGAUCAAGAAAUUAAGACUAAUUCUAUGGAAAACCAAAACUACUUGAAUUCUAAAAGUGAGAUUUUAAAUGUAGAAAGGCGUCUUAAUGAACUACUUCAAAGUGAAAUAUUUAGUAGAAAGUCAAUGGAACAAAGGCUUAUUGAAAUUAUUGAUGACAGAAUGGAACGUCUUAGAAACGAAAUCUCCAAAAAGGAUAUUGAAAGAGAAGAAUUGGAUUCUUGUGUUAAGAGAUUUGUAGAAGUAGAUAUUGUUCGUCUUGGUAAUGCAAUUAAAAAUGAAGUUGAAAAGUGUCAAACUAUUGAGAACAAUUUAUUAUCUCAAUUAAAAGAAGAAAUUGAAAGACUUAAUUGCCUGAUUAAUGAUGAAGUUAAUACAAGACAGCAAUCUAUUGAUACUUUAUUGGAUCUUAUGGAAAAUUUGGUACAGCAAAUCACUAUUGACACCAGAAAUGAACGAUCAGAGAGACAAAAUUCUGAAGAUACAUUACUCAAACUUCUUGAGGAAUCUCUGAAUAGAAUUCAACAAGCUACAUCAAACAUCAUCAAACUCUGA
Messenger RNA from Cryptosporidium ubiquitum, 849 nucleotides. RefSeq lists its product as uncharacterized. The coding region runs from base 1 to 849 and encodes 282 amino acids. The transcript has a single exon. The record is from RefSeq and is a predicted model, not a curated record. NCBI's taxonomy places the organism in Eukaryota, Apicomplexa, Conoidasida, Eucoccidiorida, Cryptosporidiidae.